This is a messenger RNA of Papilio machaon (common yellow swallowtail), 2158 nucleotides long. RefSeq names its product fasciclin-3. NCBI's taxonomy places the organism in Eukaryota, Metazoa, Arthropoda, Insecta, Lepidoptera, Papilionidae. Gene Ontology annotation, molecular function: cell adhesion molecule binding. Gene Ontology annotation, cellular component: cell-cell junction. The record is from RefSeq and is a predicted model, not a curated record. Gene Ontology annotation, biological process: cell-cell adhesion. The coding region runs from base 456 to 1778 and encodes 440 amino acids. The transcript is spliced from 12 exons.
CGUUCAGAGAGGGAGUAUGUUUCGCUGUUGCUCUCGGCUCGAGACUACUUUUACGUUGUACAGUUGGAACCGGUUUUGAAAGUGUUCGAGGUGUGGCGUGGGCGAAUGCUGACUGCGUUCAACCAUAUGACAUUAUCUUUUUAAGUUCAAAAUAAACUUUUGUGUAGAUUCAAGUGCGAAAAUCGACAAGUGACUCACUAUCUACUUUCGAAACGCUAUCAUCAAAUCCAGAGCGAGCGAGACAGCUGCCACGAAGCUAAGAGCGUAAGCGGGACAACAUCUAUAGUGUCCAGUUCGAAAACCGGUUACAAGAAAGGAUAUAAGUUUUUUGUUGGAGGGAAAAAAGUGAUUUUUGAACGCAUCAUCUAGUUAUGCACGAGUUCGAAAUUCGAUUUCUGUGAGUGUGUGUGUCUUACCGGUCGUGCGUUCAGUGUUCAGAGUUUAAAAGUGGAAUUAUGAAGAUGGCCGCGCUUCCCGCCUUUUUCGGUCUGCUUAUGGUCGCUGUUGUCACAGCUCAAAAUGUUGAAAUCACUCCAUUGAAGGCAGUGCGACGCGUUGGCGACGAGCUGAUAGUACUCUGCAAAGUUCCAUAUCGCAUCGACUCCUGUCGAAUGACUGUGGGCCCCACAUCUUACCGACUGAUACCCAACAACCAAGGCGACGUGGUAUAUCAUGGUCAAGGAUUGGAGGUAGGAGAAUGCGGUGCCCAAAUCAAACACAUCAAGGAGGAGUGGAACGGGAACAUCUCCUGCGUCUUGCCGCCGAAGACUGGCAGCAUCGAGGUCUCAGGCACAAUGCAACUGCUCGUCGCAAGGGCUCCUGGAGAUCCGCAGCUGAUCUCUCCACCGCAGGCAUCUUUCAAGGAAGGUGACAUCUUCAUGGCGCAGUGCAUCGUGCCCAACGGACGACCCGCCGCCAAAAUCACUUGGUUUUUAGACGAAGAGCAAGUGCUAGCGGGCACCCACCAGCCUAUCGUGACAUCGGAGCCUGGCAGCGACCUGCAGACAAUCCGUCAGAACGUGAGCAGGGCGCUGACCGCGGACGACAGCGGCAAGAGACUGGUCUGCCGCGCCGAACACGAGAGCCUUGAUCAACCUAAAGAAGCUAGCAGGCAACUGCUUGUUAACUACCCACCGAAACGCCUUGACGAUAGCUCUAGCAUAACGAUCUUCGGGCUGAAGAUAGCAGAGGAGGGCCGUCUGAAUGUAACCGUCCGCGCCAACCCGCGCCCUCACGCUGAGUGGACAGUCGGAGAUGUCAAACUGACAGCGCCGCAGAAGAACGAAGACGCGUCCAUUGAAGCCCUCGAGCCUGUACAUUUGGGCGGUGGCUACUACAACGUGACCUUGGUACUAUCUCGCGUGGCCAAAGAGGACGUAGAUCGCACUUAUUACUUGACUGUGGCUAAUGACUUGGGUCGCGAAGAUUUCUCUGUGCGACUUAGCACUAUGGACGAACCUGCCGCGCGUAAAGCUUCGUUUUUGAUUAUCGAUAUUUACGGUGUGGAACUCGAGACCGGAGCUAUUGUGGGAAUAGUUAUAGCUGUUCUGUUUCUACUCAUCUCCAUAUUCCUCGUCGUAUUCGCCAAGGCAACUGACAGAUGGUGUUUUGCAGGGCGGUCGCACCGCACCGACAUCCCCGACGGGGCGGAUUCCGAGGCGCCUCUGCCCCCGCACGACGACGUCAAGGGCUCCGAAAACCCCUCGCACGACCACGGCGAGUACAUCAGCAAUGGUGACACAAAACACCCCGAAAAGAAACCAGACACUGCCGUCUAAAUCGUAAGUUGAAUCUGUCACUCAGACGACAACUUCGGAACUAUUCAUUUUUUAAUAUCAUUUUUAAAUUCAUUUCCUAAAUAAUAUAAGUUCCCGCUUCUGAGUGACAGUUUUAAACGAUAGCAAGUACGUUUCAAUUAUAUUGGUUUGGUAUUGCCAGAUUUUAAAUUGUUACUUAUUGAAAUGUUGGUAACGACUGAAAAUUUAUAACUAAGUUUUUCAUUAUACUGACUUAAAUGCUAUAAAGGUUAAAUGCCCUAUAAACUAUAUACUGUUCGCAUUACUGCCGCUUUUAUAAAAAUAGGUGUGCAUAAUAUAUUAAAAAUAAUUGUCUUUUUCUCAUGUUGUCCACCAUUUAGAAUGUUUACGCAACGAUCGAA